Messenger RNA from Folsomia candida, 1793 nucleotides. RefSeq lists its product as uncharacterized. Bases 173 to 1324 code for a protein of 383 amino acids. The transcript is spliced from 7 exons. NCBI's taxonomy places the organism in Eukaryota, Metazoa, Arthropoda, Collembola, Entomobryomorpha, Isotomidae. The record is from RefSeq and is a predicted model, not a curated record. Gene Ontology annotation, molecular function: protein binding.
AUACGGGUGUAGUAAGUGACGCAAGGUCAGUUAGUACGGACAGCGUAGAAUUUGUCUCGUCGUUUGCAUACAUAUUUAAUUGUUAAAGUUUAAUAGACUUUAAGAGUCGUUAAAUAUUGUAGAACUUAAGCCAGAUAUUAAUUCAAAUUUGUAGAAUUUAAUCAUCUGCAGAAUGGCAAGUCUUGUCGAGGAAGUAUUUCAAAAUGGAUUGAUUUUAGGAAACAUAUUUUCCUGGUUGGACCAUCACGACUUGAAGACUGUGCGCUUCGUGUGCCGAAAUUGGGAGCGGAGCGCCGGGCCCGGGUUUUCUGAGCGGAGUCGGAUUCGGCUUGACAUGUGGCAAGGUUUGUGUCCAGGGCGGGAAAGGACGACGUUUCUCCGCAUAAAUAAAGGUCCGCUGCUCAUGUUGGGAACGGAGGAUCGUGUCGGGGACGCUUUGGCGGGAAUAUUGGAUUCCUUUCAACAUUUCGAACUAAGUUUUACGACGUAUCGUCACACUAAAUUGGUCCAAGCGUAUCGACAUUUGGCCGAGCUUUUUGACCAUUUGCGUCGACCACGUGGUUCCGUGACAUACAUGGAUGCGGUCACGUUUGAGAAGAACUGUAACAUUGAUGGGCUGGUCCCGCAGGGGGCGCUGUUGGCGGUCGUCGCGGCACAAAACGCGGUACCAGAGGUGCACAUGCGCCUGAAUUUAGGCGGGUAUCCGGAAGGAUUGCAUUUUCACGCAACCUCGUUGGACAUCGACUGCACAAGUUUGCAAGAUAAUGUGGCCGAAAAAGCUACAAUUUUAGGGCGGUUUCACUCCUUGAAAAGUAUCAUGUUCACGGCGACGCAAGGCCUCGACUACUAUGUGGGAUUUAUGGUCGAAAAUAGAGACCAAUUCGCAAAUUUGGACCAAGUUUGGGUGGACGAUUGUUGUCAGUUGAAGGACAUCAGAAUUUUAUCCCGACUUGGAAAUGGGCUUCGUAAACUUGGUAUCAACGUAAUAAAUCAUCCCCGAGAUGAAUUCUCGCUGCAAGACGUGUCCGGCCUGGAAACCUGUCUGGUCCGACAUUUCGCCACCCUGCGGGUCCUCGACUUGUCCUUCAAUAUGAGUAUCAUCAGAACGUGGAAAUUUGUGACUAUAACGUUUCCGAAAUUGUGGAAACUUAACCUGGCCAUGCACACGGGGCCGAAUCAAGGCCAUUUCGACAACCUGGACAGAGAUAUUUUCGAUAUUGGGAAGCUCGUCAAGGUAAAAAUAAGUAAGCAGAUGCAGCAAAGUAGCGGUAGUUUUACAACGAAGCCAGAUUUCGGGAUCAUUUCCCACUCUUGUCCAGAUUGAAUAUUGAGCUUCCAUCGUGGCCGUGCUGCCCCAUGAUCACCUUUGAGCAGACGGUCGACCUUGAAGACGUCUUUGAUGUCGUCGUUACUACGCGAUACGGCUAUUAAGGAAAGUUGGACGGACCAAUCCCAGCAAUUUUAGGAGAAUAUUUGGCGUGAAAUGUAUGUAUGCACAUAUGUACAUACAUCAAUGUUUCCGAAUAUUUUAAAUAUUCAAAUAAAUCUUCAUUCAAAUGUGUCUUGUAGCUUCAUGAAGUUAAAUCCGAAGAUAUUCCGAUUUAGGGAUAAUAUUUAGUGCAAAAUAUUUUACAAAUUGAACCACGAACUUCAAAAUUAAUCCAUUUAAAAAAUAUGUACAUAUCUCUGUAUCGUGGACAUACAAAUAUUUAAAUUAUUGUUGAGAAUUUUUUAAUGGACAUGACAUUGAACUAAUGCGUAUAAAAUAAUUUAAGAAAUAAACAUUUGAUUUU